AUGCGUCUCUACACGCUCCGCAAUUCAGAUUUCCGGGAGAGCCUUGGUGUGGAGCCGCUACUUCUCCAGUUUGAGAGUCACAGUUCCGAUGAUUUGUGCCGAAGCAAAUUUUACGUGAUUUCUUUUGACUACCGGUCAAAGAAGUUCCUGAGUGGUGUCGAGUACCUUCCCAAGGAAAUGGCUCUCAUAGAACUUUGCUUGGAUUGUGGUAUUACGGAUUACCUAUGCUGCACGUGUUCAGGGGCGUCCAGUUUCAUCACCCCCGUGCACUAUUUAUCCAGCCGCAUAGACUGCUACUACCGACAUCACAGACCUCCGUUGCUCACUCCGGAAGGGAGCUACUUCGAACCGCACUUGGUACUUCCUGGCUUCCCUCCUUCGGUCGAUGAAGCGCGGAACAUUGUGAAACGUUUCCUCACGUCGAAGACAUCGCGUGGCGGCGUUCGACGUCUCUACUGUCUCGCUAGCGAAUUCACUGCCGUGCAGGGAUGUCUGGCACAUUUGAAAAUUUUCUUAGAUCCGUCCGGACUUUUGAAGUGUGAGACGGUGUGCUGCAUUGAAGAUCUUUAUGUAUUGUUGAGUGCUUGGCAAUCGCGCCCGGUGAGCGAAGUGGACAUGAAGCAAUUUACCGAAAGCUGUAAUGUCCAGAUUCGAGCUUAUCGUCCUGACCCUUCAUUUGUGUGCCGCAGUCAUGGUCUUCGUCGCAUGCAGCAAUGUCCACUACUGAAAGCACGUCUGAUCACAGAAGAGUUCUUGCGACGGGUCUACGGUUCUGAAGGUGAUUCCCUUCCAGUUGAUGAUCGAUUACCGAAAGUACGGGAGCGUGCGUCUGCGUUUGACGCUUAUGAUAAUCAGUUGCCAUUCAUCAGGGCUUCAAAUCGUUACUCUGGUUACUCAUUGUCUAAAAUGAAAGCGUUGAGACUGGAUUUGCACAUAGUUCAACGGGUAUCCUCGCUGUAA
Molecule: messenger RNA, 960 nt
Organism: Soboliphyme baturini
Lineage: Eukaryota; Metazoa; Nematoda; Enoplea; Dioctophymatida; Soboliphymatidae
Source: the annotation of a GenBank genome assembly